Messenger RNA from Plasmodium fragile, 861 nucleotides. RefSeq lists its product as uncharacterized. NCBI's taxonomy places the organism in Eukaryota, Apicomplexa, Aconoidasida, Haemosporida, Plasmodiidae. The transcript is spliced from 9 exons. The record is from RefSeq and is a predicted model, not a curated record. Bases 1 to 861 code for a protein of 286 amino acids.
AUGACGCCCCUUUUCCGCGCAGUCGCUGCAUUGCUGGCCCUGCUUAAUUUUGCCACUCCAGAGGAAAUUUUACCCUCCAAGGAGACAGACAGCCCUAUUUUUUACUAUGGAUUCAUAAAUAAUGAGGGGUAUCAACAUUACCUGCCUUCAAGGUAUUCCAACGUGUUGAGUGAUAGAGAUUUAAUAAGAAUGUCCUGCAAUAAAGGCUACACCGUGGCAGUUAGAAAGGCGUCCAUAAUAGACCUGAACGAGGAAGAAAAUGACUACACAAACAUGGCAAAGGAAAUAUGCUCCAAGAAGGAACAAUGCCAGAUCGACGUGCGGAAAUUCAAAAGGAACACUAAGAACCCCCACCUGGACUUUUCUUCAGAACUGGCCAUAGAAUACAUCUGCAUGAGUUCUUAUAAAAACCUCUACGAUGGAAACGCCUUCCACCAAGGAGUUACACACAAAUACCUAGUAGUGCGGGACCAGUCUCUGGCGUGCGCUCAGAACAGUAGUGAAGUGACAAAGUUUAUUUCAAUUUCGAAGGCCUUAGAGGCGUGCACCUUGAACAAUUGUAAAUACGUCAUAUGGAAUGAUGAGGACAAAAGGGCCAUCAUCUGCAAUGUGGACAAUUUGGACGUAAUGAGCAUCCAUUUCGUAGAAAAGAAGAACAAUGUAACGUAUAUGAACCCCGCCAAUUUUUACACCCCGGGAUAUGCGACCUUUUUAAAUUAUAUGUCUAUCUGCGACCAUGUUUUGAAAAGCGCGCCCUAUAAUUUGAGCACCCCCAAAUCUGUGGACGUUUGCUCCCACUUGGACUGCGACUACUUCACAAGAAGUAAGUCCCCAGAAGGUCACCAUCACUGCGAUUUAUAG